GGCUGGUGUUGGGCCUGGAGCGCUGGCGGGGCUGUGGGGACUCCCGCCGAGAUGGCUUGCGCAGCCGCGCGGUCCCCGGCUGACCAGGACAGGUUUAUUUGUAUCUACCCCGCUUACUUAAAUAAUAAGAAGACCAUAGCGGAGGGGAGGCGGAUUCCCAUAAGUAAGGCUGUAGAAAACCCUACCGCUACUGAGAUUCAGGAUGUAUGCUCAGCAGUUGGACUGAAUGCAUUUCUGGAGAAAAACAAAAUGUACUCCAGAGAAUGGAACCGUGAUGUGCAGUACAGAGGCAGAGUCCGGGUACAGCUCAAACAGGAAGAUGGCAGCCUCUGUCUUGUGCAGUUCCCAUCAUGGAAGUCAGUGAUGCUGUCUGUAGCAGAAAUGAUUCCCAAGCUAAAAACAAGGACACAAAACACCGGCGGUGCUGACCCCAGUCUUCAGCAAGGAGAGGGGAGUAAAAAGGGGAAAGGGAAGAAGAAGAAAUGAUGUGGUGUGAACGGGACGCACACAGUCCUGCUGCGAGAGACCUGAGCAUCUUUGUGUCGGAGGGAGCAGCUUUUGUGUCUGUCAUUUAACUGAACCGUGAACAGUGUGUCUCCCAUCUCCAUCAGCAGUUAACAGUGAGAUAAGUUUACAUCCAGAGUCUGCAUCCAGCUUUUAUACUGUAAAAAGGAAAGGUGUGUGCUCGGAAGAAAGAAGACUAUUUUUAACAGAUAAUGACUGUCCCGUAACUUACUUGAAAUCCUGUGUCUGUUUGUCUUCUAUGUAAACAUAUAUUUCAGGUAAAUAAGUUUAAUAAAAUUUGAAAUACA
This is a messenger RNA of Peromyscus eremicus (cactus mouse), 812 nucleotides long. Its product is annotated as signal recognition particle 19 kDa protein-like. The record is from RefSeq and is a predicted model, not a curated record. The transcript has a single exon. Gene Ontology annotation, cellular component: signal recognition particle, endoplasmic reticulum targeting. Gene Ontology annotation, molecular function: 7S RNA binding. Gene Ontology annotation, biological process: SRP-dependent cotranslational protein targeting to membrane, signal sequence recognition; SRP-dependent cotranslational protein targeting to membrane. Lineage: Eukaryota; Metazoa; Chordata; Mammalia; Rodentia; Cricetidae. Bases 52 to 486 code for a protein of 144 amino acids.